ACUUCUAGUUUUUAUGGAGUAUCUGCUGGAUUCCUAUUUGUUUCGUUAUCUUCCAUUCACGAUAUGCCGAAAUACGAAGAAAAACAUCACAUCAGUGGUGAUGAAAAUCAUUGCAGUGGCAGAUUGGUUGUGUAAGACUCGAGAACUACAGCCGUUGGUGGAAAAUCACCCAACGUUGGUUGUGUCAGAUUUUGUAUAUUCAGUGCUUUGGUUGUUGUCACUUUUCUGUGCUCUUCGUUGCGGUUCACGUUACGUGUAUACAUGGGUUGGCGUUUAUUUAUUAGCCUUCUUUACUGAAAGUAUAAAGUUUGUCGAUGAAAGCAUGAACGUUGUAUUCUAUAGCCAAACAAUGUUAACAUUCAUGGGAAUGCGCACUCCGCUUUAUUUAUUAUGUGGUAUCUACCACACAUUGUUCUACACUUCCUAUGUCAUAGUGAAAAGAAUUCGUUUGGAAUGGUGGGGUGAAGCUGCAGCAAAUGGUCUUCUAGUAUUCCUGUUGUCGCUGCCCUUACAAGUAAUGGGUACAAAGUUGCUUUGGUGGCAGUGGUAUGAUGGUGACCCACGUCUCAUAAAUACGUUUUAUUCUGUGCCAUUAGUUGUGUUAGCGUGGUAUGCAAUGCUAGGGACAUCAUUCAGUGUCAGUUUAUACUUGUUUCGGAAAGGAUUUCUUCACGAAAAAUAUAACUGGAAAAGAUUUUUUACUGAAUUAUUUUGUGUACUUGGUGCAGCGUUGUUUGCUGUUUGCCUCGCUAUAUUGCAGUACGUAAUUUUCUUCCAUAUUCUACACGAUAUUUUCCGGAUCCAUUCCAUCUUUUCAUUGGGACUUUUGCUCAUUGUAUAUGCAACUACAGCAUUGAAAGCAUUGUUUAAUUCUAGAAUGGAAUAUUACUUGCAUGAUGCAGCAGUAAAAGAUCAGUUGGUCGAAGUUCCAUUGAAUGAAAGACUUAUUCAUACAUUGACUGAACUCUCAGUUGUGGCAAUUCAUUUUUUGCUUCAUAUGUUAUUGGCGGUGUUUAGUUCCCCUGAGAACAUCUUUUCAGAAGGUAUGCAUCAGGCGAUCGGUUCGUGUAAUGAAAUGGAACAAAUUUUUUCACCAUUUGGUUUGGUUUUAUACCGUAAGAAAUAUUUCUGUGUAGAAGAACAGCAGCAGAAGCUAUUCGAUUUUCAUUGUAUUCCUGGUGGGCAGUUACGGGAAAUGGUAGGCAGUGAACCUUUAGAGUACUAUACAAUCUGUGGCACGAAUUUCGAGAAUCGAGCGGAAUAUAUUAUUUUCAUAUGGGUGUAUUGUGUCACGGUCCUUUUCAUAAUCUGUUAUAUCACACUUUCUUGUGUAGUUGAGAUCAGUAAACCAAAAGGGUAUUCUUACACCAAAAUUAUGCAACAUAACGAUCACAAGAACGGGUUUACAUCACAGAAAGGCUUCAACUUAUGUGAAAAAAAAUUCAAGAAUGAUGGGAUUGCGCAGCGAACCAUGGAUGACGUUGAACUUCGGCAUCGGUUAAGUGUGCUAAAUCGCAAUAGUAAAAAAUCACGUUUACCCACACCUACUCGUCUUUCGGGCUAUAUAUCAAAGUUAUCAGCAUGA
Messenger RNA from Loa loa (African eye worm), 1585 nucleotides. RefSeq lists its product as hypothetical. The transcript has 11 exons. The coding region runs from base 14 to 1585 and encodes 523 amino acids. NCBI's taxonomy places the organism in Eukaryota, Metazoa, Nematoda, Chromadorea, Rhabditida, Onchocercidae. The record is from RefSeq and is a predicted model, not a curated record.